AAGUUCCUGAAGAACUAGCAGGUCUUGUGGAAGGUUACCUGAUGUCUGAAUUGAAUAUUCCUCGUCGGGGGUACACAAGGAGGGGUCUGGCUGAGCCUAAGGGUCGCAUGUUGGCCAAUUGUCACAGUGGUAUAGACGUUUACGUCGAGUGA
This is a messenger RNA of Cetraspora pellucida, 152 nucleotides long. The record is from the annotation of a GenBank genome assembly. NCBI's taxonomy places the organism in Eukaryota, Fungi, Glomeromycota, Glomeromycetes, Diversisporales, Gigasporaceae.